AUGACUCGCCGAUUAGAAACCGCGACAUCCUUUCUCAAUGGCAGGCAUCAGCUUGAGCGAAGGCUGGCGGAAAGAGAUCAGAAGUUGUGCAAACAGCGUCCGAAAGCUUCAGCAGAUGAAGCAUGCAGAAAACUACGCAGCCAAAAGGAGACAGUAAUCUACUGGACUGUCAGAUGUCAGGACCAUGACCUAUUGAAACAAUUCUUGGGUAUUCCUAGUCUCAGCGCGAAUCUAGGCCAGCACCGAGAUGAAGAGGAGGACACAGAGCUGCACUGGGCGGCUCGCUUAGGAAAUGACACUGUGCUGACCCUUUUACUGGACGCUUGCCGCGACUCUGACUAUCUCGAAACCCAAAACAAGGCCAAGGAGACUGCCUUGUACGAUGGCAUUCGUGCCCAGUCCCUCGAAGUGGUACAAAGGCUGCUGCAAAAGGGUGCGAAGGUGAUGAUCUCAAACAUUGCUUCAUUUUCGCCUUUGCACUUAGCCGCGAAAAGGAAGAACGCAGCCAUAGCGCGGCUGGUAUGGGAUGAAAUCACAGACAAGGAGGACCAGCAGAGAAGCUUGACAGCUUUCACGGACGAGGGCAUGACCGUGCUCCACCAUGCUGCACGAGACGGACACAAAGACACAGUCGAACUGUUGCUGAAGGCCGGUGCCGAACCCAACGUCAUCAGUCACAGAGGCAAACGGCCGUUGCACUCUGCAGCUUCAAGAGGCAAGACAAAAAUCAUGGACCUGUUAUGGCGUGCAGGUGCUGCCACUAAUACAACAACAAACAAUGGCUACACUGUUCUACAUUGUGCAGCUGAAAAGGGUCAUUAUGAGGCAAUUUACAUAAUGCUCAACACAUGGACACUGGCCCAAGGUCAUAAAGGCUCGGGAUCGAGGAAAGCCGAAGAAGAGGCUCCGUCAACGGAUGCUGCUGACAGUUUGACGGCGAAGAACUUCGACCAAGGGAUCUCCCAAUCUCAACAACCAAGGAAAUCUAGGGGCAUGCCUUUAACUCAAGAGGUCCUGGCCAGGACACUUGCAGACGGCUCUACCGCUUUACAUCUAGCGGUGUCCUCUUCCAAGAAGAAGGGCGAAUCCUCGAAGGUGGUUGGUCUCUUCCUCGACAAACUCGACGAAGGUGUUGUAGCAGCUCAAACGAAGCAGGGCGAAACUAUCUUCCAUUUGAUAGCGCGGGGAAGACGAGACGAUCUACUAGAGGUGCUGACCAAAGUACCACAAAUCGGCAAGAUGCUCGAAGUCCAAUCCAAGGAUGGAUCAACAGCAUUACACCGGGCCAUAGAGGAUGGUUCUUCCAAGCUCCAAGAGCGGCUCAUAAACUGGAUGAGUGACGCAGCCACAUGCUCGCAGAACAAUGAUGGGGAGACUGCAUUGCAUCUCGCAGCAAGAAAGAAGCGGCCUUACAUUCUCAAGAAGUUACUGCUGAAAUUGAAGCCUUCUGCCAUCGCGACCAGAAACCAUCACGGUGAGACGGCUCUUCAUAUUGCAGCUGCCAUUGGAGACGCCGACAUCACCGCUCGCCUGCUGGCGCAAAUGACUCCAGAUGAUAUCGCUCUGUUGAACGAUAAAGGCGAAAACGCAUUCGCAAAAGCAGCUCUCACCCCUAAUCCGAAUCCAGCCAUCAUCGAGCUCAUGGUCAAGUACGAGGCUGACGUCUCAGCCCAAUACGAAACCACAUGGGCUCCUAUGGAUCAACAAGCCAGGAAUAGCGUGAGCAGCACCCUCACGGAAGUCCUCGACAAGAUCUCGUGGACCGAGUAUUCCAGCCAUACCAGUUGGCAAAUGAUUGUGCGUUGGGCUUCACGAAACGGGGAUAUCAAGACUGUGAAGAGAAUUUUAGAUGCAGUACCGGUGAAUUUUGUGGAACAGAUAGACAGGCAGGAACAGGGCAAGGCCGACCGACGUGGGAGCACCACCGUCAAGGACGAACAAAUGCCAUCUACGCCAAAGGAGAUCGCACUUUUCUGGGCGGCUCUGGGCGGCCACGAGGACAUUGUCAAACUUCUGCUGAAUCACCCAUCAUUAGAUGCGUAUUCCGCCGCUCUACGAGGGCGAACGAUCGUUGCUUAA
This is a messenger RNA of Cladophialophora carrionii CBS 160.54, 2079 nucleotides long. RefSeq lists its product as uncharacterized. Gene Ontology annotation, biological process: regulation of cell cycle process. The record is from RefSeq and is a predicted model, not a curated record. Lineage: Eukaryota; Fungi; Ascomycota; Eurotiomycetes; Chaetothyriales; Herpotrichiellaceae. Gene Ontology annotation, cellular component: cytoplasm. Bases 1 to 2079 code for a protein of 692 amino acids. The transcript is spliced from 2 exons. Gene Ontology annotation, molecular function: protein binding.